This is a messenger RNA of Colias croceus (clouded yellow), 1206 nucleotides long. RefSeq names its product serine protease inhibitor 3/4-like (gene serpin-33). Bases 1 to 1134 code for a protein of 377 amino acids. Lineage: Eukaryota; Metazoa; Arthropoda; Insecta; Lepidoptera; Pieridae. Gene Ontology annotation, molecular function: serine-type endopeptidase inhibitor activity. The transcript has 8 exons. The record is from RefSeq and is a predicted model, not a curated record.
AUGUGUAUUUUUGAUGGAAUUAGAAGAAAAUUAGCGGCAGAUUAUUUACUAUCACAUUUCAACACUAGCACAGUUGUGUCGACUUUGAGUCUACGUCUCUCUCUUUAUAAGAUAGCAGCCUUCGCUCAAGGAAGAGUUAAAGAUGAACUUUUACCCACUCUAGGAUAUAAAAAGAUAAGUGAGAUAAAAACAAGUUAUGAAGAUCUCGAAGAACCAUUGACAAAGUUGAAAAACAUCGAUUUCAUUUUAUUCAACAGAAUAUUUGUAAACUACACAAAUGAGUUUAAAAAUACGUUCUUAUCAACUGAAUUUGGAGUUCAGGUCGAUAAAGUUGGAUUUAAAUAUCCGGAAACGGCGACAAAAUUUAUAAAUAAAUUGAUCGAUGGCGUAACAUACAAACGGAUAGCAGAUGUGAUAAAAACAAAUGAUAUACAUAACGAAACCUCCUUAUUAGCUGUCAACGUCGCCUACCUUAAAGUUACCUUGGAAGUUCCAUUUGAUUUGCGACAAACGAAAUACUCCAAAUUCCGUCAGUAUAAUGGUAAAAUAUCCUCCGUGCCAAUGAUGCGUAAAACUGAAACUGUACUUUAUAUUGACGAUGAUUUUAAUAAAAUUAAAGUAAUAAACAUGAAGCUAGCUAGCGCAGGAAUAUCAAUGACUGUCGUUAUACCCAUUGACUUGCAAAGUCUUAACGACUUUCUGAACAACUUGGACAAACCAGACUUCUUUAGAAAAAUUAAAAGAAGAAUGCGGUUUGAACUUGUUGAUGUUGAAAUACCGAGAUUUAAGAUAAAGACUGCUAUUGAUUGGAUGGAUUCGUUGAAAAAGAUUGGUUUGAAAACUAUUUUUGACAAAAACACCACCGGACUCGAUAGUAUAUUAAAGGAAACCGCUCAAAAUCACCACAUCCACCUGAGUAGAGCAAAACAAAAGAACUUCCUGCAAGUAGACGAAAUGGGGGUAUUUCGCCAGCCGCCACAAGAGGAACUAAAACCGAAACCAGCAGACCAACGCUUCGCGAUGGAGGCGAUAGCUGACAGACCUUUCUUCUUCUGUAUCAACCUGCAUUAUGACAGAUCUGAUUAUUUAAAAGUUGAAGACAUUUUUAGUGGUAUUUACUUUGGACCUGAAUAAAUAAAUUUAAAGAUUGCAUUUUUUCCGUUAAAACUGUGGGUGUGUGUGCGUGUUUUUGCAAUAAGGUGUGAC